UCUAAUUUCGCGACCUAUAAACUAAAGCCGAUAUCAUACGUGAUGUGGGUAAUGCAUAGUUAUUUAAAUUAGUUGAACGGUGAGAGUAUAUAGCAUUCGACUUUCGUGUGAGUGCUCAUUGUUAACUCAAUUAGGCUAGUUACAUUCAAGUAGCUACUAUGUGGUACAUUUUGUUAUUGGUUGUCGCAGCUGGCUAUGCAGUGUCAGAAAUCAUAUUGUCAGAGAGAGUUCCAAUACCCACGGAAAAUGAAAUGUACGAGGAAGUGGAUGUGGAUGACAGGAUCGUCGGAGGGGAGGAGGCUAACAUACUGGAACAUCCCUACCAAGUCUCAUUUAUAGUCAACAAUUCAUAUUUUUGCGGAGGGUUCAUUGUUAGCGAAAAUUACAUAUUGACGGCUGGUCAUUGUGCUCAAAACGUCGAUCCUUCAACCGUAGUCCUGAGAGCUGGUAGCUCGUAUCGUAAAAAUGGUACAAUUAUCCCAAUAGCUGAAGUUACACCACACCCGGAAUAUGAUAAUCCUGCGUUCGACAAAGAUGUAGCUUACAUGAAGACUGUCGAGCCAAUCAAAUUCACGGAUACUAUUAAAGCAAUAGAAUUACCGCCUAAAAAUCGAAACUUAAGAGGUGAAAUUUUAGUCAGUGGAUGGGGAAGAAUGAAGCAAGGUGCGUCUUCUAUUCCAAAUAGAUUGAUGCACGUUCAGCUGCCCGUUGUAAACUUUAUACAAUGCUUCCUCGUGUAUCCGACAGUACUGACCAGGAAUAUGUGGUGUGGAGGAAAUUUCUUUUUAGGCGGUGAAGGAACUUGUCAGGGUGAUUCGGGUGGCGCAGCGAUACAAGAUGGAAUGGCUGUUGGCAUCGUUUCCUUUGGCAGAGGCUGCGGUCAAUCCCUUUCACCGAGUGUGUUUGCGGAUAUUGCGUCUCCAACUAUACGAGACUUUAUAUCGGAACACACUGGAUUGUGAAUCAAAAGAUA
Messenger RNA from Nymphalis io (European peacock), 973 nucleotides. RefSeq names its product trypsin-3-like. Gene Ontology annotation, molecular function: serine-type endopeptidase activity. The transcript is spliced from 5 exons. The record is from RefSeq and is a predicted model, not a curated record. The coding region runs from base 159 to 962 and encodes 267 amino acids. Gene Ontology annotation, biological process: proteolysis. NCBI's taxonomy places the organism in Eukaryota, Metazoa, Arthropoda, Insecta, Lepidoptera, Nymphalidae.